This is a messenger RNA of Eucalyptus grandis, 1403 nucleotides long. Its product is annotated as GATA transcription factor 10. Gene Ontology annotation, molecular function: zinc ion binding; sequence-specific DNA binding. Lineage: Eukaryota; Viridiplantae; Streptophyta; Magnoliopsida; Myrtales; Myrtaceae. Gene Ontology annotation, biological process: regulation of DNA-templated transcription. The transcript has 3 exons. The record is from RefSeq and is a predicted model, not a curated record. Bases 248 to 1243 code for a protein of 331 amino acids.
CCUCUUCGUACGACCACUCUCUCUCUCCCUCUUCCUGUUACAAAAAAAACCUAAAUCCCCAUUUGCAGACACCAGCUGAUUCCUCUCUGAAUCUCUCUCUCUCUCUCUCUAACCCUUUCUCUUUCUCUCUCCUGUCUUUCUCUCUCUUCCUCCCUCCCUAUCUCUAUCUGGCUUUGGGGUAGCAGCGGCUUCCGACCUCCCGACAUUGGCGAUGCGGUGAUCUCCGCCCCCGUCCAGCCAUGUGACCAUGUCCAAGAAGAAGAUUGACUUUGUGGGCUCAUGGAUAUUUGAUGACAAUGUCAAUGGUAGCUCCGAUGAAUUUCUUGACAAUGUCCUCAAACAAAUUGAUUUCCCAUUGGAAGAUGUAGAAGGUAAUAUUCUCUCAGAUGACUGGGAUGCUAGCUUCCAACUCCUUGAACUGCCAUCUUCGGAUGUUUUGGAAGGAUUUCCAUCUAGUUAUUGUGGGAAAAAAUGCGAAGACAUUUCUGCACCGGACAGAAGCCUUUCAAGGAAUGAGGAUAAAGCUAAAGUAAAAGCAUCGCCCAGCUAUACUGAGACAAACUCAAACAGAAGUAUUUGCCACCAUCAGACUUCUAAUGACAAAGAUUCUAGCCUCGAGAACAGCAGCUCUGGUUCAAUUGAGAACUCGCUUCUCUUCAGCUCCAAAUCUUUAAUCCCUGUAAAGCGUCCUCGGAGCAAGCGGUUACGCCCACAGACGCCAAAGACUAGGUUCAACUUUCCUUUUGCUUCCUCUGCUAGCAGUGCUUCUGGUAUAUACCAUCCUUUGGCAGCUUCCAGGUCAUCCUCAGAAGGCCGCCAUACUAAAAAAAGUUCCGGCAAAAGAAAGGGGAAGGAAAAGAAUUUACAUUUGCUCUCUGGAGCAGAAGAGAUGAACUCAGCUUCACAAAAUCCGAGUGCAACCAGGAAAUGCAUGCAUUGCGAGGUCACUAAGACCCCACAAUGGAGAGAAGGGCCAAUGGGGCCCAAGACCCUUUGCAAUGCAUGUGGGGUUCGUUACAGGUCCGGUCGCCUCUUCCCGGAGUACCGUCCAGCAGCAAGUCCGACAUUCAUCUCGUCAUUGCAUUCUAAUUCUCAUAGGAAGGUAAUUGAAAUGAGGAAGAAUGGAAAUCAUGAGUCUGGGUUUGCAUCCAUGAACAACUUGAGGCACCCUCAGGUUAGAAUGUCUGAUGGGGUGUACCUGUUUGAUUCGAUUUGGACUGGAAAGGAGAACAGUUUUUCUUGAGUUUAGGUGGAUCUUGUUUUGUUCUCCAAUUCCUUGGUUCUUUAUAUUCAGGCUAAUUGGUUUUUCUGUAGAUGGAUGCAAUAAGUAGGAUGAGGUAAUAGUACUGAUUUAGGGAGAUGGGAAGGGUUGCGCUUAGUCUGUGAAGUCGUGAAACUUUUAA